Messenger RNA from Micropterus salmoides (largemouth bass), 1413 nucleotides. Its product is annotated as transmembrane protein 69-like. Lineage: Eukaryota; Metazoa; Chordata; Actinopteri; Centrarchiformes; Centrarchidae. The transcript is spliced from 3 exons. The record is from RefSeq and is a predicted model, not a curated record. The coding region runs from base 164 to 910 and encodes 248 amino acids.
GUUGGUUUGAGGAGAUCAUGAAACAUUUAAUCGAGCACCGAUAGAAUGGCAGCCAGCAAACGACCUCUAGUUUAGCUAGUUAACUGGAUCUGUUAACUCAAUGCAAGUGUGCCUGCAGUGGCUUUGGUAAACCAUUGAAUGACAAACAAUUAAAGGGUUGAAAAUGAUUAGAUUUGCAGCUGGAAGACGCAUAAUUUCUGGGGUUCCAGUAUGGAGAUGUUUUCAGCAGAUAACCAGAGCACCAAACUACACAACAAAAGCUCAGCAGCUGUUUCCCUCUCAAGCCUUCUCUGUGUUAAUGCCAUCCAGACUAACAUCCACAAACAGGAUGUUGAGCGUCAGGCCCGUGGGCUGGCCUGUCUCACGUCUCUGCCACGGGGAUUCACGAGGCGCCUCAGGGAUAGGCGACAGAAAAGAGGGUUUCAGUUUAAGGGCCCUCACCCAGGCUCCCAAACCAGCUCUUUAUCUUGGUUUCUCUGGCCUCUUGCCUUUUCUGUCAGCUCCUCUCCUGAUGGCUGCCACACAGUCCUUCUACCCUGAACUGGCAUAUGCUCAAGUGGUCUACGGAGCCUCUAUAGUCUCCUUCCUUGGAGGUGCCCGCUGGGGGUUUGCCAUCCCUGCCGGUAGUCCUGCUCAGCCUGACUGGAUGAACUUGGGCAACAGUGUGUUGCCUUCACUUCUGGCCUGGCUGGCACUGCUCUGCAGGGACAAUAUUGCAGAGGGAGCACUGGUAGUUAUUAUGGGAUUGGGUCUAUCUCUGCACUUUGACCUGACCCUGCUGCCUGGCUACCCCUCCUGGUUCAAAGCCAUGCGAACUGUCCUCACUCUGGUCGCCACCUUCUCACUGGUGGCUACCCUGACAAUUAAACAAUUCUACCCUGAGAAGAAGAUAAAAGAGUCUCAGGACUGAUUUAAGAGGGCAGUUUGUACUUCAUAAAAAUGUAAAUUGCACAUCUACAGACAAUUGGUUUUGUUCAUACUGUAGACCAACUCACAGUAAAAAUAAGUUAAUAAAAAAAGUUGUGUAAAUGUAAAGGCAUAAAGGUGGCAUAUCAUUUAGAAACUGAACAAAAAAUGUUUUCUCAGUUGCCAAGUGGGCACUGAAAUUCAGAGGAUCUAGAUUAAAAUAUCCAAAUGUAGAAAAAGUCAGAUUUUUAAAAUGAAUGUAACAUGUAUCAUCUAUCAGAAAACAUUUGUAGAAUCACAAUCUUUGCUGGGAAAAGUAGACAAAAAAAUACCCUUAUUGAUAAUCUGUUUGGAUAUGGCGAUUUUACAUGUGCAGAGUUUAGACAAUGUUGUCCAUUAUUGUAUAACUCCUGACUGAUACAAGUCAAAACCACAGCUGAAGAAAUGCGUGGGAAAUUUGUAAACUGCUUUCUUAAGUUUUUUAAAGGUUAUUUAUACAGUACCAUU